AUGUCUCUUCGUUUAGCUACAAUCACUCGGACGAAAUCCGAGGAGUUCACCACAUUCAGGCCGCGAUCGCCCUUAGUGUACGUUCCGCUGCUGCUGAGCUUGGGAUUAUUCACCUUUCUUUUCUUCGCGUCUCUCGCUUACGAAUCACGCGACGCGUGCUCGUCGCUGGACGGUCGCGAUGAUGACGGGUUGAGCUGCGGGUUUCUGCCGAAGCUCUUCUCGCUCGUGUCCAAUGAGAGCCUCGCGUUGCACCUUCAGAAGCUCACCGCCAAGCCGCACAUCGCGGGCACCCCCGAAAACUUUGAAACUGCCCGCUACGUCAAGGAGAAAUUCGAGUCGUACGGCUUGCGAGCGCACUACGCGGACUACCCCGUGCUGCUCUCCUAUCCGCUGCGCCAGUCGCUGCGCCUCGUGCGCCCCGUCGCGCGCAGCUUCUCGCUGCGCGAGCAGCCCGUCCCCGGCGACCCGUUUAGCGCCUCGCGCGCCGCCACCGACCCUUUCAACGCGUACUCCGGCAGCGGGAGGGUCGGCGGGGGGGUGCGCAGAAGGGUUGGCGGAAAGGGGGAGGGAGAAGCGGAGGCGGAGGGGGAAGGAGCGGGAGAGGCGGAAGGAGCGGCGGUGGUGUAUGCGAAUUAUGGGCGCAUGGAGGACUUUGAGACGCUGGUGGCGGCGAUUGGGGAGGAGCAGGUGAAAGGCACAGUGGCGCUGAUUCGUUAUGGGAAGAACUUCAGAGGGGAUAAGGUUCGGAAUGCGGAGAGGUUCGACAUGGCAGCAGUGCUACUGUACUCGGAUCCAGCGGACUAUGCGCCAGAGGGCACGGAGGAGGCUUAUGUGUACCCGCACAACCAAUGGCUGCCCGCCACUGGCGCGCAGCGAGGCACCGUCUACACAGCCACUCCGCUCCUUCCCUAUCCCUUCAUCCUUCCCUCCAGGCAAGGGCGACCCAGCCACCCCGGGUGGCCAUCCCACCCCAGUGGGGAGAGGCUGAGCGAUGAGCAGACGGCGAAGCGCCUGCCACGGAUCCCCGUGCUGCCCGUGGGGUACAGCGUGGCGGCGGCUGUCAUGGCGCACAUGGGGGGGCAGGGGGUGCCGCAGGACUGGCGUGGCGGCAUGCUGGGCGUGCACUAUGUGUUUGGCCCGGGACCCGCUGCAGUUGACCUGGAGGUGCAGGUGAGAGCGCCUUAG
Messenger RNA from Closterium sp. Yama58-4, 1185 nucleotides. Lineage: Eukaryota; Viridiplantae; Streptophyta; Zygnematophyceae; Desmidiales; Closteriaceae. The record is from the annotation of a GenBank genome assembly.